This is a messenger RNA of Pomacea canaliculata, 1419 nucleotides long. RefSeq lists its product as uncharacterized. NCBI's taxonomy places the organism in Eukaryota, Metazoa, Mollusca, Gastropoda, Architaenioglossa, Ampullariidae. The record is from RefSeq and is a predicted model, not a curated record. The transcript is spliced from 5 exons. Bases 119 to 901 code for a protein of 260 amino acids.
UGCCUCUUCCUGGAGCCUGCUAUAUAAACAGGUGUACGUAAGCAGCACACAACCAACAGCCUUUUACAGCAAUCUCUACCUUGCGGUGCAUCCAUACACUCAGUAGUCCAUCGAGAUCAUGACCACACGACAGUGCUGCUGGACCUUAGUGGCGCUGGCCGCCAUCCUGCUGGUGACAGUGAAUGGCGAGGGCUGCUACAAGUACUACGACCAUGCUUCGAAAUACAAUCUGGACUACGAGGCCAAGAAUUAUCCCUGGGAUGAAGUGAAUGACGCAAUGAGCCAGAAUCCACAACUAAGCAAGGUUCUUGCCUUGAGUUCUCCAGUGCCGACGUCAGGGCCUCCGGGCAGUGCCUACUACAAGCCUGUGUCAGUGGUGUGUCCUGGAUACCGGUACAUGCUCAAGGCCUUCCAUUACGACGGCAAGCAGUGCUACGUCAUCAAACCGGAAGUGCAGCAGGUUCGCUACACCAAGUGCAGCGACCAGUCCAACAGGGAUUGCCACUACUGCAGUUACAGUCAAGGCGGCAUCAGUAAAUGCGACGAAGAGUACGAAUGGCGCACAGUGUGGGCUUACUGCAAGCCCAUCUACCCGAUCAACGUGUACCCACCCCUCUACCCACCUGUGCCUCCAGUGAAGCCUCCAGUCUACCCCAUUCCCCCAUACAACCAGAAAGUGAUCCUCCGUCAGGACGACGUGUAUGUCAAGACCAGCUACCCGGAGCCUUACCCGCGCAAGAUCGGGUAUUACGGCCGCAAAAAGCGCAGUGUAGUUCCACAGCACGCAGGCAGCAUCGAGCACGUGACCCUGUUCCUCCCAUUCCAAUGCAGCUGCAAGGAGUUACAAGUGUUGAGCCUAGUCUUCUUGUCCCUGUCCAGUCUAGUUUUCUACCUUAAUUAACGAGGUCAAAAGAGAAACACAACACGGUCUAAGAUCAGAUGCAUUAAAGUCGCUAGACGUAUACUGGACGGUAAACACUAAAAAAGUAAGUAAACUGCUCCUACAAAUCAAGCAGCUUUUGUUGCACACGUUAACCGUCCAUUAGCUUCUAUUUGUGAACCAGGCCCCAGCUGAACAAUCGUUAAUCUAAAAUUAAUAGAAGUCAGUAGGAGUACUGUUUGAGACGUGUUUGUCCAUUACAUUCAUUAAAAAGACACACCUAGGCUUGUAAACAAACACCUUUAAUCUCAUUUUCUCCUGAGGUUCUGUAACUAAACGUUUACAGAAAAAACAUGUAAUUUCAUUAAACGACAUGUUAUUGCGGAUAGAUGUGAGCACCAUUCGAAGAAUUUUGUCUCAGACAUUGUUGGAUAGCAUAAGUAAACAACUACUCAUUAAUUCAUUUCUUUUGUGCAUGUGUAAAAUUCUGAUCCAUCUACUUGUUUUGUACUUUUUCUAAUAAAACUAAUGAAUUGCAA